UAAGGAGACUCGAGGGUUUUGUAAGCUCUCUUCGAGUUAAACGAGGCCCUUAUAUACAUAAACCACCUAGGGUUUCUGAUUCUCCCAGCCAAUUUUUAAAAGAGAGUAGUAGCGGCGCAGCAAGGUGAACACGAGUGAAGCUCACGAUGGCGAGGAUUAAGGUUCACGAACUGAGGGACAAGUCGAAGAGCGAUCUCCAGAAUCAGCUUCAGGAUCUUAAGGCUGAGCUCGCUCUCCUCCGUGUCGCUAAAGUCACCGGUGGUGCUCCCAACAAGCUCUCCAAAAUCAAGGUUGUCCGCAAAUCCAUUGCUCAGGUCUUGACAGUGACAUCUCAGAAGCAGAAGUCUGCUCUCAGAGAAGCAUACAAGAACAAGAAGUUCAUUCCUCUUGAUCUCCGUCCCAAGAAGACCCGUGCUAUCCGCAGGCGCCUCACCAAACAUCAGCUCUCGUUGAAGACUGAACGUGAGAAGAAGAAGGAAAUGUAUUUCCCAAUCAGGAAGUACGCCAUCAAAGUUUAAGUUACCUGUCCUUCUUAAAAAAAUAUUUCUACUAGAAACUCUGUUUCAGCUUUGUUGUUUGAUGGAAACUUGUUUUUGUUCUUCACUUGUGUCAGCAAAAUGGAUCUUGGUUCCUAUUGAUGUUUUGACAAUUCUAUCUUUGCAAGUUUUUUUUUGCUUAGUGAAAAAAAACACACGCUUAUCCCUAA
This is a messenger RNA of Raphanus sativus (radish), 706 nucleotides long. RefSeq names its product 60S ribosomal protein L35-1. Gene Ontology annotation, biological process: translation; maturation of LSU-rRNA from tricistronic rRNA transcript (SSU-rRNA, 5.8S rRNA, LSU-rRNA). Gene Ontology annotation, cellular component: ribosome; cytosolic large ribosomal subunit. Bases 147 to 518 code for a protein of 123 amino acids. NCBI's taxonomy places the organism in Eukaryota, Viridiplantae, Streptophyta, Magnoliopsida, Brassicales, Brassicaceae. The record is from RefSeq and is a predicted model, not a curated record. The transcript is spliced from 4 exons. Gene Ontology annotation, molecular function: mRNA binding; structural constituent of ribosome.